Molecule: messenger RNA, 4663 nt
Organism: Thalassophryne amazonica
Lineage: Eukaryota; Metazoa; Chordata; Actinopteri; Batrachoidiformes; Batrachoididae
Product: zinc fingers and homeoboxes protein 2-like
Exons: 6
Coding region: 905-4072 (1055 amino acids)
Biological process (GO): regulation of transcription by RNA polymerase II
Cellular component (GO): nucleus
Molecular function (GO): DNA binding; DNA-binding transcription factor activity, RNA polymerase II-specific
Source: RefSeq, a predicted model, not a curated record
CUCCCCCGCCGAUGUGAAAGUGAACAUAAUAAAUUUAUUAGCCAACGGAGCUAGCCGUUAGCCGGGUGAAGCUAGCUUAGCUUCGGCUCUCCCCGUAACAGCAGCCUGGCUUCCCGCGUUUGGAUGUUUGUUUUGGCUGCUUCUCGUCCUCCUGCUCCCCCGCCGAGGGAGCGCAACACCGCCGUCACAAGUGCGAGCGAAGCCCGCUGUGUGACGGUGCGGUCAAAGCGGGAGGCAGCCUGGCUGUUGUUGCCGGUGGUGGUGGUGGUGGUGGUGUUGUUGCCCGCUGUAGGUGCGGAUCAAACGGGGCUAAGCUAGCAGACAGCCAGUCUGGAUGGCCGGGUCAUCUGAGGUGACGCUGCCGUCAGCGGCUGCAUGGAAACAUACCGGUUUGAAACAGGUUUUAGACCGGUUUUUGGACAAACUUGCUGCCAGCUUAUAUUCCACAGGAGAUUACCCAGAGUGCUGCUGGCUUGGGGAUUAUCCAGAACACAGAGAGAGAGAGAGAAGGUGGAGCCUCUGGAGAGCCCCUCCCCCUAUUCUGUAGCCCCUCCCCUCUGAGGAAGUGCAGUCUCUUUCUUGUCAUCCAGUCACAGUGGACACACCUGAGCACUGCUGCUGUCUGUGAUGCCCUCCCAUGACGCCCAGGUUGGUAGCUGACAUUUACGGUGAGCGGGAGACGCCACUGCACAGCCGGUCCAGGGCCAGUGUCCUCAGCCGGUUCUCAUCUGCUCUCUUGCAAACUGGAGACUCCCCAGCCACCCCUCAUUCCAUAUCCACAGCCGUCACCUUGGGGCCGCCCCAGUAAGGCCUCCGUCAAAAACCAACACGCUGCCAUCUGCAGGAGCACCAGUCAAACAUCACAAGAUCUUCAACAUAAUCAGCAAUACCAGCAUCAGCCAUCAUGUCCAGUCGUAGGAAAUCGUCCACCCCCUGCAUGGUCCGGGCCAUCAGCAACCCGCCUGAAGAACAAGAUGAUCCGGAGGAGGUGAUGGAUGUCGAAAUGUUAAUGGACAAAGAUAUAACUAAAAGAGAUGUAUCUGAAUCAUCCGAAUCUGCCGAAAACAGUCUAGAACCCCGGCAGGAGAUUUCAGACCAGCCAGCAUUUCCAAAACCAUGGGAAACCCAGAAUCCUGAGCCAUUAGAACAAGAGGAACAGUCAGACAAAGAAGACAAACCCUCUGUUCUUGAAGAUGUGGAAGGCAGAGAGUUGGACAACAACGAUGUGGUGUCCAACUCAGACCUGCCAUCUCAGAAAAAGCAGGUCAGGGGAUAUGAGUGCAAAUACUGCCCGUUUUUGACACAGAAUCUUACUGAUUUCAAGGAACACGUGGAUUCCAGCCACCCUAAUGUCAUUCUCAAUCCGCUGUACCUCUGUGCUGUCUGCAACUUCAACACGAAGAAGUUUGACUCCCUCACAGAGCACAACGAGAGUCUGCACCCGGGCGAGACCAACUUUAAGUUCAAAAGGAUCAAAAUGAACAAUCAGACUAUCUUGGAACAGACAAUCGAAGGCAAGGACAAUUCAGCUGACUGUGUAUCAGCAAAUCAACGGGGUGAAAGCAGCAGCGAUUCUCCGUUUGUAAACUGCAUAUCUACCACACUCAAAACUCCCGACAGUAUUCACUUGCCGUAUCAGGACAGCAAGCUGAAAAGCCACCUGGAUGGGCUGAUCCACAAGGAUCAAAUCACAGCAGUCAACAUAAACGGAACAGUCAUCAUCCCUGAACCCACUAUGCUGCAAGGGCUCUCUCAUGUCACCCCAAUGCUUCAGCGUCCACCUAACUUUAACUCGAUACCAAAAAUCGCAGUUCCCUUGAACACCACCAAAUAUAACCCCUCGCUAGAUGACAACUUGACGCUGAUUACCUCCUUUAAUAAGUUUCCAUAUCCAACACAUGCUGAGCUGUCAUGGCUGACAGCUGCGUCCAAGCACCCCGAAGAACAGAUUAAAGUCUGGUUCACCACCCAGCGGCUGAAACAAGGCAUCACUUGGUCCCCAGAGGAAGUGGAGGAAGCCAGGAAGAAGAUGUUCAAUGGCUCAAUCCCCCCUUCCCAUCAUACAUUCACCACCCUUCCUGCAAGCCCCAUUUCUCAGCCGUCUGCCAAAGUCUUGCAGCAACCUAUUGUCCAUACAACAGUGGAGCAUCUAACUCAAGUCCAAACAAGCCUUUCCAAUGGCUCACGUGUAGUCAACACUUCAAAUUCUCCCGUCACCAUCAGCUCCAGUCACACCCUCAAACGACCCCUGCCAACACACCUUACCAAAGUGUUUGGUCCAGAGUCUAAGCGGCCAAUCAUGGCAGUCGCUCCCCACUCUGGCGACCCUAAGGAUAAGGGCCUCAUGGCUCCUCCUCCACCUCCUCCCCCCCAGAAAGACCGUUUGCCAAUGGCUCCGCCUCCUGUACCAAUGGAGAUGAAGAGACCUGUAGCAGUUCCUCUGGUCAGCACAGAGGUAAAGAGGCCGUCUGCUACUGUGCCUUUAAUGCCACUGACAUCAACAUCUUCACAAUCUUUGCUAUCAAAGGGGAAGUUGCACUCGUCAGUAGGUAACCCUAAAACUAAGCCGGUAGUGUCAAUGCCUUCAAUAGUUUUUCCAGAAUCCUUAACACGACCGAUGAUAGCACCCCCACCUAUUUUUGCUCCAUCAUUUAAAAACACAAUGCUUAUUCCUCGUUCUUCACCCAUCUCUUCCAAAGAAAAGCACCUUAAUGCUCAUUCUUUGCCAGCUACUGAUUUGAAGCUGCCCAAUUCUCCUCCUGUCAUCACCCCCCAGAUAAGGAGGCCAACUAUUAUUCAGUCCCUUCGUGCACCAGCUAAAGCCCCACCCCAGAUUCCAGGGUUCACCUUGGAUAGCAAGCAACUAAAAGAACAGCAAGGAGGGGAACUGAAAGCCAGCUACCCAAGAGAAGACAAGGUACUCUCUCCUCUGUCCGAAGCAAAUGGUACAUCACGUACAGAAGCAAAAUGGUCCCAUUGUCAGACCUCCCCUUCUCAAAAUAACGGAAUCAUGCAUUUGGACAGUGGUGACACACCAGCUGUGCUAAAAUCAGAUUUUCAGCAAAAGUCCUCUGUGCUGACCCAGUUCCCCUUGCUGGAGAGGAUGAAAGGAAAAUCGGCAGAUCAGCUGAAGAUUUUGGAGGAAAACUUUUUACGGAACAGCUUCCCAACACAUAGCGAUAUAGACAAUCUGGCAGCCACCACCCGCCUGUCUCAUCAGGAAAUUGACAGCUGGUUCGUGGAGCGCCGUGCACUGCGCGAUAACCUGGAGCAAGCCUUGCUCAACUCUAUGGGCUCCAAGAGGAUGGGUACCAACAGCAUUCCAGCUGUGACUGACAAUCGCCAGCAGCAGCAUCAAACCCUACAGCUAAACGGGAUUCACAAACCAAGUACUGGUCUGGGCCAUCUUAAAAGCCCUCCUCCAUCUUCACUCAUGCUACCCAUUAUUGCUCCUGGCACAGUUGUACCAUCUGUCUUGAACCCAACUUCCUGCUCAGUGCCUCCAGACAGUCGAUCCCUGACACUCCUCAAGGAUGAUUUUGCUCAAACACGGUGGCCUUCCCCUGAGGAGUUCAGCCAGCUGGAGGGUCAGACAGGCAUGGCACGCUGGUUCACUGACAACCGGUCAGUGCUGCACAGUGGCAGCAUGGAGCUGACAGAACUUCUACAAAAAAGUACUGUGUGUGGAGUGAAUGGUGGGCAGGGGUCACAGGUAUGCUCCCCUGAAAAGGCUUCAAACAGCAUAAAGCGCGGUCAGGACAGCGCUGCAACAAACAACGGCAGCAAUAAGGUGUUAGAGGUGGAACUGGGUUGGCUAAUGGAGCAGCGUGCUUGCAGUCUCAGCAGCAAACAGCACGAGGAGCUCCAAGACCGAUUCACCAGCAGGUUCAGGCAGCAAAACGCAGCCGAGCUGAAGAACGGCGGCCAGAACGGAGGUGUCGGCGUUCUCGGAGGAGCUCGGGACGUGUUCGGGAGCUGGCUGGAGGACGGACACUCUAGGCAGAGACGGGAACUGCUCCUGGACAGAGAGAAGAAGAUGGCGGAGAACACUUCUGGGAGGCUCACUGGAUAAACGGUACGAACAAGAUUUGCUGCUGCUGCUGGAAACAUCUCAGAAAUGGAUGAAGAACAGAGCAAAGCUGAUCGGAAGAAAUAGUUUUUAAUCAGCAGAUUUUUUUUUUUUUUUUUUUUUUUUUUUUUUUUUUUUUUACCUUUUCUGGGGUACUGAUGUGUUUUUUUUUUUUUUUUUUAUCUUUUGAUUGUUGCAUCUCGGCUCACGCACAGCAUCUUUCUCAGUGGCAGUGGAACAAAUGUUGUCAGAGUUCUUGGCCUGAUGUGACCCCUCCACAGAUGUGGCGUUCACUACAAAAGAAACAACUUGGAAUAAGAGGAGUUCUGAGGUGGCAGAUUUUAUUUUCUCAGGGCGUAAACACGCUCUGUGAUUGAAAUCUUACCGAGUGCGAGGAGAAAUUCAGGGUCAUGAUCUGUGAAGAUAAUUGAAAUUUCUCUCGUCACUCGGUGAAACGCAAACUAACGCCUUUUUCCUCCCACAUAUUUCAGCACAGCGAGUUCAACAGAUGAACCAGAACACGUGCCGUGGCUAACGUCAUCAUGCUUAGUGUUUGAAGAUACGGCAGUGUUUUGGUGCUUAAAGUUUAAGGCA